Molecule: messenger RNA, 441 nt
Organism: Parascedosporium putredinis
Lineage: Eukaryota; Fungi; Ascomycota; Sordariomycetes; Microascales; Microascaceae
Source: the annotation of a GenBank genome assembly
AUGGUCAACCCCUCCGUCCACGUCGGCCCGGCUGACAUCCCUCCUUCUCUGUCGGACCUCCACUGCUUUACCGAGACGGACGGUGUCAUCACCACAACCAUGUUCGACAUCACCGGCUACCGCAUCGUCAAGGUCCUCGGCGCCGUCUACGGCCUCACCGUGCGCUCCCGCAACUGGGCCGCCUCCCUCGGCAUGGUCCUCAAGUCCGUCGCCGGCGGCGAGCUCCGCUGGUUCACCACCAUGCUGUACAGCUGCCGCAACGACGCCAUUAGCCGCGUCGUCGCCGAGACCAAGGCCCGCGGCGGCAAUGCCGUCAUCGCCCUGCGCUUCGACGCUGGUGAUCUGGGUGGUUUCGCGCAGGUGUGUGCGUACGGCACCGCGUGCGUGGUGGAGAAGAUUGAUGAUACGGCGGCCGAGGUGCCUCAACUUAAGCAGGGUUAA